GAUGAGAGCACCGGGGACAGCGGACCGAGAAGGGAUGAGCUGAAGUCGGACUUUUACACACUUAUAUGCGACACAAACUAAUAAGUUGUCAUUUUUUUCAAGUGGCUUCACGUCAUAUGCGCGUGUAAAUGAUCUGGAGGCUGUUUACAUUCAGAGUAUGGGGAGAUACUGCGUCGGAUUUUAACAGACUGAGGAUACUGGAGGAAAGUUUAAACCCCUGCACUCCCCCUGAGGAAAGGUGAGACUUGAGUUUAUCUCACUAUUUGGUCCGGGGAAAAAAGUAGAGUUAUCACUUCUGUGGGAUUUUAGUCGCUUGUGUUCUGCUCCAACUCACUUUAACAGCAUGAGUGACAAGUGUUGCGCUGCGUAAAACCAGUUCAUCCAGCUCGACCAGGAGUUUCGACUGCAGCCUCACAGACUUCCAGGUACAGGAGGUUUGCCGCUCUUCCAACGCACCCCUGCAGAAAGCCGUUACACAUAAUGGCUGGUGUGAGCAAUGUCCACAUGAAAACCCUGGAGGACCUGACUCUGGACUCGGGCUACGGAGCGGGAGACUCCUGCAAAUCCCUCAGCCUGUCCUCCUCCAAGUCCAACUCCCAGGCCUUCAUGACUGCUCCUCACCGGGGCAACUGGUGGUAUUACUCCGGCUCCAUGAACAGCAGGAACAACAGCUGGGACACUGUCAACACAGUCCUUCCUGAAGACCCAGAGGACAUCUUCUCCAAAUGUCCCCGCUUACCAGACCUGGAAGAGUUCCCCUGGACCGAGGAGGAAGUGGCCAAGAUCCUGCGUAAAGUGGCUGAGGGUGCCACUAAAGGGGGCGCGACCCCUGUGUUCUCACCGGAGGCCGUGAGGAAGCUGUCGGCUCUUCUCCGCAGGGCUUUGAUCCGCAUCUCCAGAGAGGCGCAGCGGCUGAGCGUCAUGCACUGCCGCUGUACGCGCUUUGAGGUCCAGAGCGCCAUGAGGCUGGUGCUGAGCUGGGCCCUGGCCGACCACUGCGUCUCAGCUACGGUUAAAGCCAUCUCCAUGUACAGUAUGAGCGCAGGGGAGUUGCUGAGGAAGGGCAAGUCCGCCCGUUGCGGCCUCUCUUUCUCCGUGGGACGCUUCUUCAGAUGGAUGGUGGACACCCGCAUUUCUGUGCGCAUCCACGAAUACGCAGCCAUAUGCAUCACUGCUUGCAUAGAGGCUUUGGUGGAAGAGAUAGGAGCACGGGUGCUUAUGGCCGAGAGGGGUCAUUCAGGACCAGAUUCGGGGUCAUCACUCUGUCCCGUGAGUGCAGAAACCCUUGAGGGGGUGGUAAACAAUGACGCGGAGCUGUGGGGAGUCCUGCAACACUAUGAGCACCUGAUCUGCGGGAAGAAUGCCAGUGGCGUUUUGUCUCUUCCGGCCCAUUUCAGUCCCUACACGGAGAACCAGCAGACGUCUGUGGACAGCAGGGAGGAUGCCUAUGCCCAACUGGAGCUGAGGACGCUGGAACAGUCCCUGCUGGCUACGUGUGUGGGCAGCAUCUCUGAACUCAGUGACCUGGUGUCCCGUGCCAUGCACCACAUGCAACGCCUGAGCUCAGUACGUGCAGGGCUGAGCCCCGCCCGCCACGCCCGUCCCCAGCAGCCCGUGUCCUGGUCACCGGACGCCCUCCACACCCUUUACUACUUCCUGCGCUGCCCACAAAUGGAGUCCAUGGAGAAUCCGAACUUAGAUCCCCCACGCAUGGCACUUAGCAAAGAGAGGCCAUUCUUGUUGCUGCCACCUCUGAUGGAGUGGAUGAGAGUGGCCAUAGUUCACGCUGAACAUCGUAAGAGUCUGUUGGUAGACAGCGAUGAUGUCAGGCAGACUGCGAGGCUGCUUCUCCCCGGACUGGACUGUGAACCAAGGCAACUAAAACCUGAAUGUUGUUUUAGCUCCUUCAAGCGUUUGGACUCCAGAGCUGCCACAGACAAGUUCCAUCUAGAUCUGGGUUUUCGGAUGCUCAACUGUGGACGCACUGACCUCAUUGGCCAAGCCAUCGAUCUGCUGGGGCCAGACGGGGUCAACAGCAUGGACGACCAGGGAAUGACCCCACUGAUGUAUGCCUGCGCAGCUGGAGAUGAGGCCUUAGUCCAGAUGUUGAUCGAUGCUGGAGCCAACCCUGAUGUUGCGGUCCCACCAUGCUCCCCCAAGCACCCUUCUGUACAUCCUGAUAGUCGACACUGGGCCGCCCUCACAUUUGCCGUGCUGCAUGGACACAUCUCUGUUGUGCAGCUCCUGUUGGACGCAGGGGCCAAUGUGGAGGGGGCUGCGGUCCGCAACGGACAGGAGAGCACGGCAGACACUCCACUGCAGCUGGCUUCAGCAGCAGGAAACUAUGAGAUGGUGAGUUUGCUUCUUGCACGAGGUGCUGACCCCUUUUCAAAGACCCACGACGGAAAUGCCCUUACGUCAUCUCUGUAUGAAGACAUGAACUGCUUCAGUCAUGCAGCUGCACACGGACAUAGGAACGUGCUGAGAAAGCUACUGACUCAGCCCCAGCAAGUCAAAGAGGAUGUCCUGUCUCUGGAGGAGAUCUUAGCUGAGGGGGUGGAGGGUGAGGAGGCCGGCAUCUGCCCUUUCCUCCCGCUCUCCCCUCUUCCUACUCCUUCCUCUGGUCCUGGGGCCCUGCCAGAGGGAGGGAUACCCAAGCUCUGCAAAGCUAGGAUGAAGGCUCUGCAGGAGGCAAGCUACUACAGCGCUGAGCACGGUUAUCUGGACGUCACCAUGGAGCUACGAGCAAUGGGAGUCCCAUGGAAACUGCAUGUUUGGCUGGAAUCCUUACGUUGUGCUCAGCAGCAGUCCAGGGCAGGGGUCACCCUGUCCCUGCUCAGAGAGUUCACCACAAUCAGAGAAGAGGACUACUGCGAGGAGCUGGUCACUGUAGGCCUGCCCCUCAUGUUCAAUAUCUUACGCACCACCAAGAAUGAUGCUAUUAUACAUCAGUUGGCUGCUAUUUUUAGUCAUUGUUUUGGCCCAGCUCCUCUUCCAGCCGUCCCUGAGAUGAAAGCAACCCUUUCAGCGCAGCUAGACCCUCAUUUCCUGAAUAACCCUGAGAUGUCAGAUGUGACAUUUAUCGUGGAAGGGAAACCAUUUUACGGCCACAAAGUUCUGUUAAUCACAGCUUCUGACCGAUUCAAGUAUCUGCUGGCAUCCUCUGGACCAGACGGAAGCCCUAGCAAGGAGAUUGAUAUCAGCGAUGUCAAGUACAACACUUUCCAGAUGAUGAUGUCAUACCUGUACUGUGGAGGAACAGAAUCACUGAAGACUAAUGUAUCCGACCUGUUGGAGUUGCUGUCAGCAGCUAGUCUGUUUCAGCUCGCAGCUCUUCAAAGACACUGUGAACUCAUUUGCUCUCAGCACAUUACCCUGGAUAAUGCAGUCAGCAUUUACAAGAUGGCCAAGGCCCAUGGUUCGGUGGAGCUGAGUUCAUUCUGUGAAGGUUACUUCCUGCAGCAGAUGCCAGCUCUGUUGGAGAGGGAGAGCUUCAGGUGCCUGCUGCUGGGACCUCUCGCAGCCCGACAAGGAAACAACUCCACCUCUACUUUGGUCCACAGCCGGGGAGACUCGCCUCUGGAGGAACUGGAGACUACUUUAGCUCAGCGGCUACGUUCUCUCUAUGUCACCUCUCGAGUGUGAAGGCAACUGGACAGACACUGUGGGGAGAAGAGGCAGAAAUAAGUGGAGGAAUGUGGUGCUUGGAGCAUACGUUUUUAAUCACUGAUAAUAGAUCCAACCUUUUAAAGUUAUCUAUGUGUUGAAUAUGUAGUAGAUGUUUUGUUAGUAACAUCUAAUCCCAUCUCAGUGGUAUUGGAACCAACUUAAUAUGGUACUGAGACAACAAGACAUAAAUGAGCAUUUUAUCUUUGCUCUAUGGACAGAUCAGUGUAUCAUAUGUUGCACCAAGUACUCCACUUUAACACCCACUUACAUUAACACAUAUGAAGAAGAAAAUAAGACAACGUGAUACUUUUCAUUGUGCAAAUCUCCAAGGCUCGGGAAGCUUUACUGGAGAAGCAACAGAUGGAUGCACAAGGUGGGAACCUCAAAUUGUGGAGCACUGCUGCCCUCUAAUGGACAAAACUAGCAAAGUAAAUGAUGGCCUUAGACGAUUGUGAUGGAUGGCACCUUCUCAGUUCAGACUGAAACUAUGGAAAAGGACAAGAGAUGAAGCAUCUACAAGGACAAUAGUUGAUGAAUCUAUUGAAGACAAACAAGUGAGGCAACCAUGCUGGACUUUUGGCUUUGUCUCAUUUCACUAAAUGAAGCAGAGUGGGAGGAAGCCUUGGGUUAAGAAAUGUACUUUUUAUGUAACUAUGUUUUUAUUUUCUAUUUUUAAAAGUAUUACAGGAGAAACAAAACACUUACUGAAGAGUGGGAUGGACAUUUUCUAUUUAAUGAGGAAAAAAAAAAAGAUGUGAGAGUAUUUAACGGGGCGUUUCCCUUUUUAUUUUGUUUUUAAUCCAAGCAAAAUUAUUAAUAUUAUUGUUAAAACAUUGCCUUUGUGUAGCUGUUUCCAGGUACACUCCUAACAGUUCAUUAAGCUUAUGUAUGCUGAGGUUUAAUGCUUUUACACAGCUACAGCAGCAGGUUUCAUUUUGGGAUUGGACUACAUAAAGUCUGUAAUAAUGCUGAACCUUGUAAUAAACCUGGUAAACACACCUCAUUGUGUUGAUUCUGAGUCUACCUUAAGAGUCUGUCUACAUUUGUAUGGACUCACCUGGAAUCCUGGAAAAGAAAUCAGACUUGAAGUGUGCAAACCUACAACAUGACAGUCAUUACAUAUGCAAUAAACAAAUCAAUCACAUAGUUGAAGGAAAGGAGGCACUUAUACAAAAUAAUGCAUUAACCUUACUGUUUCUUCCUGUUUUCAUGCAUUGAACAAACUAUGACUAUAACUUUGGGACUUACCCACACAUGUACAGGCACAAAGAAGAACAAACACCAUAACUGAAUGAGUUUAUUUGUUUCAGCACUGAAGAUGCUCACAGUUAUGUUAUAUGGGGAUUACAUCAGUCAGUUUUGUUCCUGCUCUGUCAAAAGGCCACUCUGGGCCUCAGAAUCAUGUCCUUAGUGCUGCUAGCUUCCCAUUGUAGAAAACAAAGGAGGGUGAACAACAGGGUAUUGCUUUGUGUUUGUAGUACUGAUAUCCCCUCUCUGUGCUUCUUCUACCUACAGGUAGAGAGAGCCCAGACCUCAGAGCCUUCCAGAGAGAGAUACAGAGUAAAGGAAGCAUCGUUCAUAAACUUUGUGCACAAGAUAAGAGGAGGAGGAAGGGAAAGAUCAGUUGGAACAAGGGGACAAUUUUUAACAAAAAAAAAAAGGCCAAACAUAAAAGCAAAGAGUGAAAAAUAAGGGACAGAGGGAGAAUUGAACAUUAAAAGUAGUUUUGUGGAGAGAGAAUUAAUGAAGGCUGAGAGAAGGAGUGAGUUUGGCAUGGAACAAUAACACUAAAGCCAUGCAAAGAAAAGCUCAUGUUUGACAUGCACACAGCAAUACAAGCUAAAAGCAUAGAGCAGGAAUCCCCAGCAUGGUUGAGAAGACAAUCAACCCCCAUGGUUUGUCUGUAUAUUUACAAAGAGAAGAAGUAGACUGGGAUCUGUGAUGUCUUUCUCCUCAGGCCUGGCCUACACGCACAAUAAUAUGAAACUGACAAAUAUCAAUAGAAGAGCAUAUUUCCUCUCCAAAAAGAGGCUAAGUCUACAUUCUUAAAUUACUGGUAAAUCAUUUCCCUUCGCAAGUCCUCUUCCCCUCUGUAGAGAGAUCAGGGAAAAGUGAACUUGAGACUUGUCAAUGUUCACAUAUUUCUGUAAAGUCAGACCAAAACAAAA
Sphaeramia orbicularis (orbiculate cardinalfish) is the source of this 5837-nucleotide messenger RNA. It is a transcript of the gene abtb2b, whose product is annotated as ankyrin repeat and BTB (POZ) domain containing 2b. Gene Ontology annotation, molecular function: protein heterodimerization activity. The record is from RefSeq and is a predicted model, not a curated record. The transcript has 17 exons. Lineage: Eukaryota; Metazoa; Chordata; Actinopteri; Kurtiformes; Apogonidae. The coding region runs from base 481 to 3645 and encodes 1054 amino acids.